Molecule: messenger RNA, 2068 nt
Organism: Symbiodinium necroappetens
Lineage: Eukaryota; Dinophyceae; Suessiales; Symbiodiniaceae
Source: the annotation of a GenBank genome assembly
GUUUGUGGAGCUGCAAGAGAUCUCCACAACAGGUGCUCGAAGUUGGACAGCCUUCUCCAUGGAUGGCAUUCAGCACCUGGUGGUGGCCAAUGAGCGUGAUAGCAGUUCCAAGAUCUACAAAUCGAACGAUGCCAGCAGCAACUUUCUGCAGAUGCAGAGCGUUCCCACCAAAGGCGCUCGCGAUUGGACAGCCUUCUCCAUGAAUUGCAUUCAGCACCUAGUGGUGGCCAAUGGGUGGAGUGGCAGCUCUUGGAAUGUUGACUCUAAGGUUUACAAGUGGGACGAUACCAGUAGCACCUUUUUGGAGAUGCAGAGCAUUCCCACCUCAGGCGCUCAAGGUUGGGCAGCCUUCUCCAUAAAUGGUAUUCAGCACUUGGUGGUGGCUAAUAUUUAUGAUGGCUUCUCUCACAAUAUUGACUCUAAGGUUUACAGGUGGAACGAUACCAGCAGCACCUUUUUGGAGAUUCAGAGCAUCCCUACCAAAGGCGCUUACGAUUGGGCAGCCUUCUCCAUAAAUGGUAUUCAGCACUUGGUGGUGGCUAAUACUUAUGAUGGCUUCUCUCACAAUAUUGACUCUAAGGUUUACAGGUGGAACGAUACCAGCAGCACCUUUUUGAAGAUUCAGAGCAUCCCUACCAAAGGCGCUCGCGAUUGGACAGCCUUCUCCAUGAAUGGCAUUCAGCACCUGGUGGUGGCCAAUGAAUAUGAUGGCAGUUCCUACAACAUUGAAUCCAAGAUCUACGUAUGGAACGAUGCCAGCAGCAUCUUUUUGGAGAUGCAGAGCAUUCCCACCUCAGGCGCUCAAGGUUGGACAGCCUUCUCCAUGGAUGGCAUUCAGCACCUGGUGGUGGCCAAUUGGUAUGAUGGCAGUUCCUACAACAUUGAGUCCAAGAUCUACAGAUGGGACGAUGCCAGCAGCACCUUUUUGGAGAUGCAGAGCGUUCCCACCAAAGGCGCUCGCGAUUGGACAGCCUUCUCCAUGAAUGGCAUUCAGCACCUGGCUGUGUCCAAUUGGUUCGAUGACAGUGUUGAUUCUUACACCACCUAUUCCAAAGUCUACAUUUGGGCUCCCUCUGGCCUGGCAGCGACUGACUUGGCUUUUGAGGAUGUAAGGUCCUGGUCAUUGGCCGCCCUGGGCGGCUACCUGGUUGCUUUGUCGGUGCCCAUCUUCAUGGCCAAGAUGUCCGGACAGGCCGGCUCGCGACCCCGGCAGUCCAUCGAAGAACCCCAGACGGUCGGAAGUUCCGUUGAAGAAGGUCCAGACUAUCUGGCUGAACCGGCAGGUUCAGUAGUGCACGCGGAUGCAGCGUCAGCAGGCCCAGCAGUUCAUGGAGUUGAAGCCAAACAGUCGGAAGGAACACCCCUAGCUCAAGAAGGGCAGGCUUCUACGCAGAAGCUCUCGCCAAAUCUCAGACUUCCCGAAACAUUUUCCGGGGCACGCCAGCUCAUAAAGAAGUCUAAGUAUUUCCUGGCGGUGAAGAUGCUUCUGGAGUCCGGGGCCGAGACAGCAGAGCUUCCAGCUUGUCAUGCCUUGCUGGCCGCGAACGCCCUGUGCGAAGCAGAUGCAGAGGCGGACGACGGCAGCUGCGUCGUGCCACAGGAGUUGGACAACUGUGCCGAUUUCGAUGUGUACAAGAUGGAGCCGUUGGCCUGUGGAGCGAUCGGAUGCAAAGCCCUACGCCACAUUCUCUGGAUAGCCGCUGUGAUGUCGUUCGGUGCAACCUUUGCAUGGAACGCCAGAUUCUAUGCUAGCAGCCUUCGAAGACUACAGCCAGACGAGGGCCAGCGGCUGCGUAUCAGUUUCAAAGCGCUGUUUGCCUUCCUUGCCUCCUUGCUGGUGACCACCACCCUCGUUGGAUUUGCUGGUGGCAGUGCGGCAGUCUUGGCAAUGGCCUUGCUGUGCCCUCUGCUGCCGGUGUGUGCCUGGGUGCUGGCCGCAUGGCUGGCUUCCCUUCCGGCGAAAGGCAAAGAGGCGAUCGUGAAUCAAGCGGCAGCUCUGGAGCUUCCAGUAUUCAAUGUGUUCGUCGCUCUGAAUUUGAGGCCAAUAUAUCUGGUUAGCAUUAUAUAG